Messenger RNA from Penicillium atrosanguineum, 1578 nucleotides. RefSeq names its product serine hydroxymethyltransferase. The record is from RefSeq and is a predicted model, not a curated record. Gene Ontology annotation, cellular component: cytoplasm. The coding region runs from base 1 to 1578 and encodes 525 amino acids. Gene Ontology annotation, molecular function: pyridoxal phosphate binding; zinc ion binding; cobalt ion binding. The transcript has 5 exons. NCBI's taxonomy places the organism in Eukaryota, Fungi, Ascomycota, Eurotiomycetes, Eurotiales, Aspergillaceae. Gene Ontology annotation, biological process: folic acid metabolic process; L-serine catabolic process; tetrahydrofolate interconversion.
AUGUCUCUCGCUCGCUGUGGGCGUCUUGCCCGAUUCUCCCUCGGGAGCGUUCGUCCUGCUGCUGCUCUUUCCGCUCGCCCCAUUAUCCCCAGAGCCAUUCUCGCGCGGGGAACAGCGUCAUCCAGCCGGGAUGCUCAGCAAAAGCUUCUCUCUUCCUCCCUUGAGGACUCCGACCCUGCUGUGUUCAGCAUCCUCGAGAAGGAGAAAAACCGCCAGAAGCACUUCAUCAACCUGAUCCCUUCCGAGAACUUCACCUCCCAGGCCGUCCUCGAUGCCCUCGGCAGUGUGAUGCAAAACAAGUACUCCGAGGGAUACCCCGGUGCUCGUUACUAUGGAGGAAAUGAACACAUUGAUGCUUCGGAGCGUCUCUGCCAGCAGCGCGCUCUGGAGACCUUCCGUCUCAACCCCGAGGAGUGGGGUGUGAACGUGCAGCCGCUUUCCGGCUCGCCCGCCAACCUCAUGGCCUACUCCGCUGUUCUCAACACCCACGACCGCCUGAUGGGUUUGGAUCUGCCCCAUGGUGGUCAUCUGUCCCACGGUUACCAGACCCCUACCAAGAAGAUCUCCGCCAUUUCCAAGUACUUCGAGACCCUGCCUUACCGCUUGGAUGAGUCGACUGGUCUGAUCGACUAUGAUGCUCUGGAGAAGCAGGCUCAGCUGUACCGCCCCAAGCUGAUUGUGGCCGGUACCUCUGCCUACAGCCGUCUGAUUGACUACCCUCGUAUGCGCGCCAUUGCCGACUCCGUCGGCGCCUAUCUCUUGGCCGAUAUGGCCCACAUCUCAGGUCUCGUGGCUGCUGACGUCCUUCCUUCUCCCUUCCCUUACUCCGACAUUGUAACCACCACCACUCACAAGUCCCUGCGCGGUCCCCGUGGUGCCAUGAUCUUCUACCGCAAAGGCAUCCGCCGUACAGAUAAGAAGGGUAACAAGGAGAUGUACGAUCUCGAGAACCCCAUCAACGCCUCUGUCUUCCCCGGCCACCAGGGUGGCCCCCACAACCACACCAUCACCGCGCUGGCCGUGGCAUUGAAGCAGGCUCAGUCCCCCUCCUUCCUGGAGUACCAGAAGACCGUUCUGCAGAACGCCACGGCUCUGGCUGAGCGAUUGGGUGAGUCCACUAGCAACGGUGGUCUCGGCUACAACGUCGUCUCUGGCGGUACCGACAACCACCUGGUGCUGGUUGACCUGAAGAACCGCGGCGUUGACGGAGCCCGCGUUGAGCGCGUGCUGGAGCUGUGCGGUGUCGCCAGCAACAAGAACACUGUUCCCGGUGACAAGUCUGCCCUCAAGCCCGGUGGUCUUCGUCUCGGUACCCCGGCCAUGACGUCUCGCGGCUUCCAGCCCGAGGACUUCCGCCGUGUGGCUGACAUCGUCGACCGCGCCGUCACCCUGACCCAGAAGCUGGACAAGGCUGCGCGGGAGCAAGCGCAGGCCAAGGGCGCCAAGAACCCAGGCACCGUGAAGGCGUUCAAUGAAUACCUGGGUGAGGGCGAGGAGAUCUCAGAAAUCGUGAUGCUCCGACAGGAGGUGGAGGACUGGGUGGGCACCUUUAGCCUGCCUUGGGCUAAGGACCAGUAG